AUGAGCUGAGAAGUACAAUAGUAAAAACUGCGCACAAAAACAAAUCGUUCGAUUAAAAUAAAAUUAUCAAAAAUAACAUCAAUGCGGUGACAAAAAAGCAGCAAAUCAAUGUCGUUCAAAAGAAAAUAUUAUCGGCGUAAAGUGUAGUGAGUUUUUUUGUGUUGUGUACUGUAUUCAUGUCCGUGCCCUUAAGAAAAUAAGACAAGUGUCAAUAAGUGUAAAGUGUUUAAAAUAAGCAGUAACCCUUAUCCCGUUUUAUUUAACCAAACAAUAUUUUUAAACGAUUUUACUAUAAGAAACGAACAACGAACGAAGCUACACCCACAGAUAUAUUCCUCUCAAAUGGCCACGAAUUGUGAACAUAUCGAGGUCAGCAACAGCAAAGAUCCACGUAAAUGCUCCAUUGCGAGCAACGCUUCAACCGCAUCGAUGGCGCACGAAGAGCGUGCGGACAGCUCUGAAAAGCUGCAGAGCAAAAGCGAUAACUCCCUUUCCGAUCAAUCGACUAGCGCCAAAGUUAGUCAAGUUGUGCCGCUGCCCACUGGUCAGCAUCGAUUAGGGGACGAUGUAUUUGAGAACGCUUUCGACGCGUCAAUGGACUGUUUAGAGCAAGCCGAAGCGGAUGGCUACGAAUCAGACUCGGAAAGCGCUAAUGAGUACGAUGAUACGGUCAGCACUUCGGUGACGACUGGACUGCGCAGCAUUGACAGUGACAAUCAAACUUUCUCGAGUGGAUUUGGCAGCUCGAUGUUGAGUAGCUUUCCACCGACUAGCGCAUUCGAUUAUAACAGCUGCAGUAGUAGUAGCGAUAGCGAGGGAGAAGUAGGCAAAGAUAUGCAAAAUGACGAGCGCUUGGGGAAAUUCUUCCCGGCAGAUUCACGCAAUUUAGAUAUCUUUCAUACGCGUCCCUAUUUGCUGCCAUUCGUGGAGCGUCGACGUCUGUCGCAGUGCAAGGAGGAGGAUGAAGAUGAUGGCGAUAAAUCACCACAACCACAUACAAGCGAAAUGCCGGCCCCCAAAUUCGAGAAAUUCUCACAUCCUACACCGCCCCCACCUCCUCCGCCACCACCGCCAGCCACAGAUGAGGCAUCGGCGGAGAAAUUCAAAGAGCUGGAGCGUUUGCGGCAGCAGUUCAUGCACAAGAUCGACAUUAUCAACACGAACAAUGUGGAGGAUAUCAAAACCGUAACAGUAACCGCAGAGCAUGUGUCACCGCCUCCGCCACCUCCCAUACCACCAACAAUUUUGCCACCUUCGCUGAUAAAUUUGCUGCAAUCGACUAAGAGAAAGGCGGUGCCGAUGAUAAAGGCAUCCGAGUCCCAAGAAGCGAUAAUGCCGGCACCACAAAAGUCACCAGCGGCAUGUGAAACCUCCGUAGAAAAUCGCCCAGGUACAGACACUACCAGUUGGAGUGCCAGCAGAAGCCACAAAGUAAAUGCACAAACAAUGCCAUCCACGCUAAUGAUGCCCACCAGCGUCGCUUCAAGUUGUUCUAGCAGCGCAGUAGCCACAAAUACGCCAAAAAGCACGCGACCUCUGUUACAGUCUGCCGGCAGCUCCGAGAAACUCAUCAUCAAAGGAAAAUUUACGGUUACCAAAGCAAAGGAGACGCCCGAACUCCAACAAUUGCGCACCGAAGCGGACAAGCUCAAGCAUUUAAGCUCAAGCGCCAAUGCACACACCAUUAGCUUCCCCAGCAGCUAUGGUGGUUAUACCUCUGUGCAGGGUCUAUUCUCGCAGCGUUACGGUAGUCAUAAAUUUCCUGUCGCUGUGCCGCAUUUUUCGAAGAAAUUUUUCGAUGCAUCUUUAGUUGAAAUUCGCACGCCGGCUGUGAGCAAUGCAUCGCUUAAUCAAGUCGACAAUGAGGAGCGUCCGAAGAGCGAACAGAUCUCAACCCCAGUCAUUCCUUUUCUAAAUCAUCACCAAAGUUACAGUAAUUGUGAUAAUAGUUUAGUCCAAACACGAGGUGAUCUAGCGCAUUUGGAUGAUGUGUGGAUCAGAAGACGGGCGAACACAACGCCGCCAAAGAGGCAAAUAACGGAUGAGGGUGCAUUCGAGAGUGGCCGCACAACAGCUGCGCCAUCAGAUGAUGAACAAGAUGGUCGCUUGCCCGGUUCGCGACCCUCCAGCGCACCGGCGGAACCCAAUGCCAAAGCAGCACGCAAGGCUUCCAAAAAGAUGGAGAAGGAGGCGAGACGUCAAGAAAAGGAAGCGAAUCGUCGCGAGAAGGAAGCACGGAAACUGGAGCGUGAAACGGCGCGUCGUCAAGAACGAGAGGCAGCCAAACUCGAGAAACUCAAUCGCAACAUGGAGAAAAUAUCGCGCAGUACAGAACGUGUUGGUGCCACACCGCGCUCCGGUUCGCUGGAGCGACGUCGUAGCGGCGAAGACUCGCCGGUGCUCAAUCAGUCGACCGUGCACGGUAUUGCGAGUCCCAAUCGUCGCCCAACCAUAUUCGAUGUGUUUCGACAGCGCGCCAAGCCAGAUGCGAAGCGCAAAGAUUCAGCGCUUUUGGUUGCCGGCAGUGGCGGCGUGACUGGUACGCCUGGUGCUGAAAGCAGCAGCGCCAGCAGCACACACUCGGGCGGGAGUGGCGGCAUAAUGAAUCAAGUGAAGGUGGCCAUGCAGAAUUCAGGGCUGAUCGGCCAUCAUCAUCACGACAAACGUCAGCAUCCGGCUGUCACGAUAACCGCUGCCGAGGGCGGCAGUGCGAAGAAUAAGUACAAAGAUGGUUCGGCGCAUCCACAUCAAGGCAGUGAUGCACAGUACUACCACACCGUUACAGCGGUACGGCGUUCCGAUGCAUCCCGCUCACCAAUGACCAAAGUAAUGGAUUUGUUUAGAAGCCGUUCGAAUUCAGCGGCAACCGAGGCGGAUAAACGCAAAGCGCGAGCAGCAGCACAUCAACAACAAUUGGCAGUGCAAAGUGAGUACAUCAAAUGUAAAAUGUUUGUUCCCCAUUUAAUUUCAUUAUAA
Anastrepha obliqua is the source of this 2976-nucleotide messenger RNA. RefSeq lists its product as uncharacterized. The transcript has 5 exons. The record is from RefSeq and is a predicted model, not a curated record. Bases 343 to 2976 code for a protein of 877 amino acids. Lineage: Eukaryota; Metazoa; Arthropoda; Insecta; Diptera; Tephritidae.